Messenger RNA from Cercospora beticola, 2417 nucleotides. RefSeq names its product GATA-type transcription factor. Lineage: Eukaryota; Fungi; Ascomycota; Dothideomycetes; Mycosphaerellales; Mycosphaerellaceae. Gene Ontology annotation, molecular function: sequence-specific DNA binding; zinc ion binding. The record is from RefSeq and is a predicted model, not a curated record. Gene Ontology annotation, biological process: regulation of DNA-templated transcription.
CGCUGCGUGCAAAAGACGUGCACCCAUUUGGCGUGUCCCAUCAUCAUCCACCGUUGUCGCCAGAAAUCCGGGCAAAACCACGCGAGGAACCCGCUCAUCUCUGCGCACCCAGGCACUCCCCUGCCUGGCGGGCACCAUCAGAUCUUGUCGAUCUCCGCAUCGUCGAGGCAUGAGGGCUUCCACUGCUCUCUCCGACCGCAGCCCUCGCCCGCCGUACACAGUCGCUAGUCGACAUCUUCUCGUAGCCUCGCUGCUCUCUUGACACUUGCCCGAACAUGGACGCCAGCCGCCGACCGCAGCUGCCUGCCCUGAGCUACCUCGAAGGCGACAAAGUUAAGCGCGAAGACGACGCCUACCAGCAACGCAGCAAUGGCACGCCCCAAAGUUUGUCUGCCAGCGCUGGUGCCAGUCCCACCUAUCACUACCCUCCAGGCCCUCCGCCCCCGUACAGUCACGCCAAUGCUGCUCCGCCGACAAACACCUGGCCACAGUCCGUCCAAACACCGCCAGAGUCGCGCAGGACGAGCGAAAAUGAGAAGGAAAGCAUCAAACCACGGCAAUCGCUGCCGUCCAUCUCAGAAGCGCUGGGGAACGUAGAUAACCCUUCAUCGUUCGCUUCGACACCCGCUCCGCCUGCACCACUGCAGUCGUCGCAUCUUGUGCAGUCGCACGCUCCCACACCACAGUCGCCAUCUUCACGGAGGUCGUAUCCUAUGGAGCCUCCCCAGGCUCUAUCGUCGGCCACAUUUCCGAGUUCCAAUAACUACCAGUCACAACAUCGACCAGAGCCGCCCCGCCAGUCCUCGUAUCCUCCGGCAGAACCAGGCCGGCCAGCAUCUACGAUUUACACCUCCACUGCAGAGUCCAAGCCCAUCUAUCUGCAGAACUCGCACGAACCGACCCGGCAACCUUCCCAGCCAGCGACCCUAUCUCGUGCAGAAGAGAGGUCGCCUACUCAUGAGCCGUCGUAUCCCGCACGCUCAAGCAACUCGAUGGGCCCUCCCUCCAGUUUUCCUUACGGCUAUGCUCCGUAUCCACCCCGCUAUGCUGAGUCUGGGGCAUCCACGAGCAAUUCAUCCGGGCCUAUCUACCAACCCUCGACCACCUAUGGACCACCGAGGCCUCUCCAGAGCGGACUGAAGACUGGAAGCUCCCGCUUCGAAGAUCGUGGGCUGGCGCAUCAUAGCAAUACUGUAAAGCGACAUCUGGACUUUUUCGAUCUGGAGGCAUCUCUUAACGAGAUUGCUUCCACGAGCGGUAUAUUGAGCGAUUUCUCUCGUCGAUAUGGGGAUCGCAUGCAUCACACUCAGCGAUCAGGCGCUUCACUCAAUACCCUUCCCGGGCUUGUGGAAGUCGAUGAUAUGAUCAACAAGUCGAGGGUAGCACACGAUUGUUUGAUCAAGAUUCGUGACGUGGUUCUACAGCAACAAGCUCUGUUUGAGCAGCAAGCGGCAGAUCAGAGGCAACAGCACAAGCUGUACGACCAGCGCCAAUCAUCUGCGCCGGAUGGCCAGCACCAUGAUGGCGAAGACAGCAAAGGCGGUGGCUUCGCUGGUGUCGACACCAAGAAGCGUCGUGGGAGAGCUGCACCGCCUGGCCGUUGUCAUAGCUGCAAUCGAGCCGAGACUCCCGAGUGGCGACGAGGACCGGAUGGCGCGCGAACACUCUGCAAUGCUUGUGGCCUCCACUAUGCCAAACUGACUCGGAAAAACAAUGGAACGAACAAAAACACGAGCAUCGGCAGUUCGAAUUUGCGACCGAAAGAAAAUAUGCCUUGAGAGGCCUCGGCAGGGCUCUGUUUCCUACCGACCUGCCACACGUCACCAGUAAUAGCUGGCUCAUUUUUGACGCACGUGGAACAGUUGUACUCUGCUACUGCUUGUGCUUAACAUUUAGCGAUACCCGACUUCGGCAUUUUUUCCCUCGCGAGGGCAUAGUUCCGGAGUUUAUGAGAAAAUUCUUUGCGAUGUGGGAAAAGAGUUGUGCAGCGUUAUGAGACGCUAUGAAAGCCUGCUUGGCCAGGCGUAAGAUGGAUGAUUUUGCCGCAACGAGUUGCACGAAGUCCCUCUCGAAUCUGGCAGAGCGCCAUGAAGAUCGAGGGGAUGUUUUAUUGGGGGAACCGGCGUUGACUUUGGUUUCCACGGCCGUUCAUCCACGAGGAGCUUAUCAGAGCUCGGGACUCUGCAUGGGACGGCGUUGGCACGCACGGCGUGAGGCGGCACAAAUUGUAUGUCUCGUCAUCGGAGUGGAGAUUGUGGCCUGUAUCCAUGGCAGCUAGGGAAGGUGUACAUAGAUGGAUAGGCGAGCUUCGCCACCACGAAACAAUCCCGCAAUUCUUCACCAACCGUGCCGUGGUGCGCCUUGAGCGAGAUGUCUAUAUGAAACAUUGUGGUUCGAUCGUGGAAGGUGCGCCGCAC